AUGGUGAAUCAAACUGAUUCGGUUAUCAUCGGCGUCUCCGUCGGUUUGGCAGCUGGAAUUUUGCUAUCACUCUGCAUCUUGAUCACCAUAAGAUGCUUCCUCAAGCGUUCGCUCAAGCAGAAAAGCAGUGAAGAGCGAAGUGCAUCGACCCUCCCGAUACGAAUCAAUGACAUACUUGCAAGCAUGGACUCGAGCGUGUCGAUGGCCUCAAGCACUGAGCCCUCCCAUGCCAUGCCGCCAUCUGUCAAAAGAGGCAUUCCCCGGCCUAAGAAGGUGGCUCACAGUGACAUAUUCGCUUCUGCCUCGGGCAUUCCGAGAUACUUAUACAAGUACGUGUCUGUAGGUGUUCUUCCCUUUGCAUUAGUUUCUGUAUCAAAAUUGAAGGAUAAUCUGGUGUUAUGAUUUUGAUGAAUACUUCUCUAUGCCUUCUACUGAACUACACUACACGUGGUUGAUAUACUUUCUGAAGAUUUACGCUUAAGAAAGCUUGCAUUGGGGUAAGAAGGCUCCCUGCAGAGAAGAAGAAAUCCAUCUAGGAGAGAUAUGCUCUUGUGCUCUUUCUUUUUUUAGCAUUAUUUUGGUAAAUAAUUGAAACCCACCCGCUCAAUUUACUGUAAAAUUUUCAAGUUACAUUCAAUCAACAAACUUCACUGCUGUAGGUAAAGUCAGAGAAAUACUCUACAUUAUGAACUGUAGGAUCCUGGUCUCAACCACACAUGGAUAGGCGAAUCAUGCUGCGAAGUUCUUUGCAUCCUGCCAUCUUCUUGAACUUUUUUCUGGGGAAUCAAGUGCAACUGUCCCCCUUCUUUCAUCUAUAUUUAAUCCAAAUUUAUCCUACGAAUUAUUAUUUUUAUUUGAGUUCGACAUUGUGUGGGUGAGCAUCAUCCUUUUAUAUACCACACAAUUGAUACCUGCGUCAAAUUCACGUGCAUUGAACCUGAUGUGUCUUAUCUAUGGUUUAUGUUCCAGGGACAUCGAGAAGGCAACACACAAUUUCACGACUAUUUUAGGGCAGGGAUCUUUUGGACCGGUCUAUAAAGCCGAAAUGUCCAAUGGAGCAGUGGUAGCUGUGAAGGUACUUGCCUCUAAUUCCAGGCAAGGAGAGAAGGAGUUCCAGACAGAGGUAAUUGUUCUCCAUUUGCAAAUCCUCAAGACACUACAUUAUGUGAACUCCUUUCCCCAUAUAGAUGUCUUGUCUUCUGUAUGAUGAUGGGCUUUACUCCCCUUAGGUUUAUCUUGAUUGAUAUCGUUGUCUGGCAUAUCGAUACUGUGUUAAGAUGUUCCCCAUUAAAUGCCAGUAUGAGAGCGUCUAUGAUAAAGCAUCCAUUGUGUUGACUGAUGAUACAAGGAUUGAGAUAUUGAUGAGCUCCGAUAUAACAAACAUAAUAAAGACUUGAAAGUUUGAUCUCUCUCAUCACUGAGCUUUCAGAUUUAUAAACUUGGGAGGUAACUGGAAUACACUAAUUUACCAUGUAUGAUCUCAGGAACAGAAGCUGAGGUAACUGAUGGUGGUGGUGAGAGUCGAGAGUUGACUGUCUUCGUUAUUCGAACCACCAAAUCCAGAAGAACUAUAUGGUCGUCUAUCUUUCCAUUAGUGGUUUUAUUUCCGACGGUUAUCUUGCUUGAUAUAUCAUCCAGUGGUUUAUCAUUGACAUUGUGUCCACGAGAUUUGGUGACUCAUCAUAUGCCUCGUAGGCAAAAAGCUAGUUUGAGACCAUAGUAUUUGUUCUGACUGACGUUAUUCUGAUGAACAAAACUUCCGCCUUCUUCCCUGUAUCGUUUUAUUCUUGUUCAUUCCAUACUAACUGUGCAAUCUACAGAAACUCUCAACUUAUGGGUGACUUUUUUCGCUAAGUAUUUUCGCAUAAUUGUCACAGGUACUUCUGCUCAGUAGACUUCAUCACCGGAAUCUUGUGAAUCUGGUUGGAUACUGUGUGGAGAGAGGCCAGCACAUGCUCGUCUAUGAAUUCAUGAGCAAUGGAAGUUUGGCAAACCAUCUGUAUGGUAAUGAUCAGUUGGAACCAUCUCAAGUUGUUAGAAUUAUGCAUGAUAUUUGGUUUACCAUCAAAGAUAAAAAAAUAAAAAUCCUCUUGCGGCAUCUUGAAAAUCAUCAUAUUUUAAUGAGUUAUAUGAGAGACUAAACUUGGACCAUUUGGGACAUCAACAAAUUCGAUUUGAAAAUGCUUCAUGCUAGCCGUCCUAACUUUAACUUCUUUGAGGGGCCCACAUUUAGAACUCUACAGGGAUCUUUGGACCGCGGCCAGAUUGAAUAUCAAUCCAUUUCCCUACAUCUCCCUGUGCAUCCGUCGGUUUUUUACCCUUCAUCUAUCCGUCAUUGGAAAUUUGCUUCAGUAUUUUGAGCAUCUGCUUCUUUUUGCCAUCAGUUGAAGGUGUGCGCAGUUUGAGCUGGGAGGAAAGGCUCAAUAUUGCGCUUGAUAUUUCUCAGGGCAUCGAAUAUCUUCACGAAGGGGUAAAUAUUAAUGAAGUAAUGCCAGACUCCAUUCUUUGUUCCUCUAUGUUUAUGGUAUAGCUAACUCUCACUCCUGAACAGGCGGUCCCACCUAUAAUACACCGAGAUCUAAAGUCUGCCAACAUACUCCUUGAUGCCUCUCUGACUGCAAAGGUGAGAAUCCAAGGCGUGAAAGCUGUGAAAAUGAAUAAAAAUAUGGCAUAAAGAAGGAAAAAAUAUUGUACAGAAGUUGAUGUCAGAGUGUGUUCUUAUAUGUCGAAUUUAUGGUUACAGCGUCGAAAGUAUUGAGCCAUCCAAGUCAAAAUUAAUCAGAAAUGAGUCGAGUAAACCCAUCCAUCUACACGAUCACAAGAUUUUAUUUUCUUUUUUCACGUGUGGUUUCAUAUUACUAUACAUCUCCUCACAUCCAAGUCGACUUCUAAACUGCGUACAGUGAAAUGGCAUGAGUACAACUCGGAAGCCAAACAUGGGCUCUAAGAUCUUUGAAGUGUUGUGUCAUCUAACUGAAAAACCAUUGGCAAUGAUCAAAGUUAGCCUAUCUAUAUAAUCUGCAGAUAAUAUAUAUUUUUCUUUUGCAAGCCAGGACUGUUCUAACAUUCAAAAGUAACUGAGAGUCCUUUUGGUUAGCAUAAAUUUCGUACGAUAAAUCUUCUGCUUUUAGCGGAUGGAAUCUGCCAUGAAAUCUCAGUUAAUUCAUGGAGUCGAUUCUCUGAACAGGUCGCAGAUUUUGGGCUGUCCAAGGAAGAAAUGGCCCUCGACAGGAGGAGCUCGGGCCUGAAAGGCACUUACGGUUACAUGGACCCUAACUAUGUGUCGACCAACAUGAUCACCACGAAGAGCGACAUCUACAGUUUCGGCAUCAUAAUGUUUGAGCUCAUAACGGCCAUCAACCCCCAGCAAGGUCUCAUGGAGUACAUCAAUCUGGUGAGUCCGUGGAUCCAAGUAUGAUAGAAAUGACAUUGUUUUCAUCUGGGCGUGCCCAUCUUACUUCUUUCUACCCCCCCCUAGUUGAUGAGAUCGGUUUAUUUAAUUUGCUUAUCUUCACUGAUCCGAAGCAAGUGUGCACCAAUUUAUUUUAUUUUUACAUUGGUUUUCGCUCUGUUACCCUUGUUGAUGAGAUCAGUUUGAUUAUGUCCACUUGACAUAUUUAUUUGUAUAUGGACCCCAGCGUAAUAUAUCUACAGCAGUCGCAUUUAAUUCAUCUGGGUGCUCCAACUCGAUUUUAUUUUUUUCAUGGGUAUCUCGCCCAGUUAUAAUAUUUUAUAAGAUCAUAUUAUCUUCAUUUAACAUAUUCAGGCCGUCACCGGCGGAGAUGGAAAAGCCGACUGGGAUGAGAUACUGGACAAGAGGCUUGUGGGGGACUGCGACAUGGAAGAGGUCCAACUCCUCGCCGACAUCGCUUACAAGUGCCUGCAGACGAUACCGAGGCGGCGGCCGUCGAUUUCAGAGAUCACCGAGGCCAUCUUGAGGAUCAAGGUGAGGCGGCGCCGCCUUGCCAGUGGCCAGAACGGCUCCUCUUCUUUUCCGGCGGAGGAUGGGCCCUCCAUUCUGGAGAGAAUACAGGCCCAGCAGAUUGAGCUGAGUAAGAUGACCAGCGAAAGAGGUCGCUCUCGCCGUACCAUCUCACCACCGGUAGAGAUGGCGGCGUGUACAUAG
Molecule: messenger RNA, 4126 nt
Organism: Spirodela intermedia
Lineage: Eukaryota; Viridiplantae; Streptophyta; Magnoliopsida; Alismatales; Araceae
Source: the annotation of a GenBank genome assembly